AAACGUUAUGGUCCCGCCCACUGGUGACGCUCCAUCCGGGUGAUGCUCGGGUGGUUCCCGGAUGAGGAGAAUGGAGUCGGCUUUAGAUCUGCAGCUUCGGGAGACAAUGAAGAAUCCAGCGAUUAUUGGGGUGCUUUGUGCUGAUGAGCAAGGCCUGAAUCUUGGCUGUCGUGGGUCACUGGUUGAUGAACAUGCUGGAGUGGUGUCGGUCCUUGCACAGCAAGCAGCAAAACUGACUACUGACCCAACAGAUGUGCCAGUGAUUUGCCUGGAGUCGGACAGUGGGAAUAUCAUGAUUCAGAAGCAUGGAAGCAUUACCAUUGCUGUACAUAAGAUGACAGUUUAACAAGCGUUUGGGAGUUGGAAUGUCGCCAUAUGAGAUAUAUCGACUUAUCAGCAUCAGAGUCCAUGGGCAAGACCUUCUGAGCUUUCCAAAGCCAGUUUCUGACUAUGACGAGUUUCUGGGUUACUGCUGUUUUAGGAGCUGGGUGAGAAAGUUAAAAUAUUUUACUCAUCCUCAUGAUGGAUUGAUUUGAAAUUAAACACCAACCAAAUUA
This is a messenger RNA of Chiloscyllium plagiosum (whitespotted bambooshark), 557 nucleotides long. RefSeq names its product late endosomal/lysosomal adaptor, MAPK and MTOR activator 5 (gene lamtor5). Gene Ontology annotation, molecular function: guanyl-nucleotide exchange factor activity. NCBI's taxonomy places the organism in Eukaryota, Metazoa, Chordata, Chondrichthyes, Orectolobiformes, Hemiscylliidae. The record is from RefSeq and is a predicted model, not a curated record. Gene Ontology annotation, biological process: negative regulation of apoptotic process; cellular response to amino acid stimulus; positive regulation of TORC1 signaling. Gene Ontology annotation, cellular component: Ragulator complex; lysosome; cytoplasm.